This is a messenger RNA of Stegastes partitus (bicolor damselfish), 3343 nucleotides long. Its product is annotated as kinesin-like protein KIF20B. The record is from RefSeq and is a predicted model, not a curated record. Lineage: Eukaryota; Metazoa; Chordata; Actinopteri; Pomacentridae. Gene Ontology annotation, biological process: spindle elongation; microtubule-based movement; mitotic spindle assembly. Gene Ontology annotation, molecular function: microtubule binding; plus-end-directed microtubule motor activity; ATP binding. Gene Ontology annotation, cellular component: mitotic spindle; spindle microtubule; nucleus. Bases 69 to 3272 code for a protein of 1067 amino acids. The transcript has 23 exons.
CAGCGGAGCUAACGUCGGAUGUUUUCAGGUUUCCGCUCAGCUUGUGGGACAUAAGAGACGCCCAGAAGAUGAUGGAGUCUUGUUUAGCCGGGAAACCGGAGCGCGUCGGACCGGUGGAGGUGGACGACAUAAAGAGAGACCUGCUGGGUGACUUCGCUGCUCUGCCUGCACAACAGGACAGCGCUCAGUCGCAGACAGAGAACCUGCAGGUUUACCUGAGAGUUCGACCUUUCACUUCAGCUGAGAGCGACAACGGAGAGUCUCAGGACUGUGUGACCAUCGAGGGGCCCGACACUGUGGUCCUCAAGGCCCCCAGGAGCUGUCAAUCAAACCGACAGGGUGACAAGUCCCUCCCACAAACUGCACAGAGGUUCGCCUUCACACAGGUGUUCGGUCCGGAGGCCAGUCAGAGGAAGGUGUUUGAUGGUUCUGUUCGUGGUUUGGUCCGAGACGUCCUGCAGGGAGGAAACUGUCUGGUGUUCACAUAUGGAGUCACCAACGCUGGAAAGACCUUCACCUUCCUCGGUCCGGACCAUGACUCCGGUCUGCUGCCCAGGUCUCUGUCUGUGAUCUUUAACAGCGUUGAAGGUCGUCUGUACAGUCGCUGCGACCUGAAGCCUCAGCGCUGCAGAGACUUCAGCAGACUGACUGCAGACCAGCAGGCGGCAGAGAGCAGCAGCAAGAGGAGCGACAAAACUCUGACAUGUGGAAGGUCAGCUUUCCUUGAAGCCUCGUCCCUCAGCAGCGACAGCAGUGUGAACAGUGUUUCUGAAGCUGACAGUUUCUGUCUGGACGUCGACUCCAACGUCCGUUUCUCCAUCUGGGUUUCGUUCUGUGAGAUCUACAACGACAACAUCCACGACCUGCUGGAACAGGUUCCCAGCGGUCACCAGAGGAGGACGGUGCUGCGACUGUCACAGGACGUCAAAGGGAACUCCUUCAUCAAAGACCUGCGCUGGGUCCAGGUGAGCAGCUCUGAGGAGGCCUACAGGGUGAUGAAGAUCGGGAAGAGGAACCAGAGCUUCUCGUCCACCAGACUGAACCAGCUGAGCAGCAGGAGCCACAGCAUCUUCUCCAUCAGGAUCCUCCGAGUGGACGACGUCGGGGUUCCCAGGGUCCUCGGCAUCAGCGAGCUGGCGCUGUGCGACCUGGCCGGCUCGGAGCGCUGCUCUCGGACCCACAACACCGGGGAGAGGCUGAAGGAAGCGGGAAACAUCAACAGCUCGCUGCUGACGCUGGGGAAGUGCAUCAGCGCCAUGAGGCUCAACCAGAACGCCAAGUUCCAGCACCACGUUCCCUUCAGGGAGUCCAAGCUCACCCACUUCCUGCAGUUCUUCUUCUGUGGUGCCGGCCGGGUCUCCAUGGUGGUCAACAUCAACCAGAACUCGUCCUGCUUCGACGAGACGCUCAACGUUCUCAAGUUCUCAGCCCUGGCUCAGAAGGUGGUGGUUCUGUCCUCGAGGCCGGCGGUCCAGGACGACGCCUCCCACAGGUCGGCCAUGGAACUGUCGAUGAUCAUCGACGAGGCCGACCGGCGCAGGAAGGUGUCGGGUCGCGGCAGGAAGAGCUCGCUGGUUGCCUGGGAGACGAGCCUGGAGGAUGUGAUGGAGGACGGCGAGGAGUGGGAGGAGGAGGAGGAGGAGGAGGAGGAGGAGGAGGAGAGCGCGAUGGAAGGGACGGUGCUGGAGGCAGGAGGUGAGGAGGACGAGCAGGACAUAACCAUGGAGGAGGAAGAGAAGUCGGGCAGGGAGGCGGCGCUGCGUUUGGUUCUGGAGGCUCAGAUCAGAGAAGAAGUCAGCGCUGAGUUCAUGGAGCUGUUCAACAAGAUGGAGAAAGACUACAGUGAGCGUCUGGAGAAGGAGAGGGAGAUCCUGGAGGAACGAGCAGAGAAGAGGGUGGAGAUCCUGAAGAACCUCGUCAGCAAGACGGUCGACCUGUCGGCCGCCAACGCUGAAGGCAGCAAGGAGGAGCAGGUGGUUCAGUUGGAGGGAAUCAUCAGCUCAAUGACUGAAGACCUGGAGAAGAUCAGAGAGGAUGCUCAGAGCGUCCACCGCUGUCUGGCUGAACAAACACAAGCUGCAGAACUGGAGGCGCUGCAAUUGGAGAAGAAGCAGUCACUUGAACAACUUCAGGAAGCUAAAGAGAGUCUGGAGCAGCAGCGACUGAAGGUAUCAGAGCUGAUGGACAUCUGUCAGCAGAAAGACAACAUCAUCUCUGAACUGAAGGCGGCCGUAGAUGGGAGGAGGCCAGGAGGGGAGCAGGAGAACCGCAAACGCCAGCGAGACUCUCUGGAGGACGAGGAGGACCGAGGAGGACUGGCCAAGAAGAGAGUGGUUCUGGAGGAGGAGAUCUGGAGGCUGCAGGAGGAAAACGACAAGAAGGAGGAGACCAUCACUGAGCUGAGAGAGAGGGAGGAGAGGUGGAGGAGCCAAGAGGAGGAGCUAAGGAGACGGGAGGAGGACCUGAACAAGGACAGUGAGAGGCUGAAGGAGGGACUAGAGAAGGAGAAGAUGAAGCUAAAAGAGGAACUAGAGAAGGAGACGAGGGGUCUUGAGGAGAAGCUGAACAAGGAGAAGAUGAGGGUAGAGGAGGAGGUGGAGAAGGAGAAGAUGGAGCUAAAAGAGCAGAUUGAGAAAGAGAAAAUUAGGUGGGAGAAGGAGCUGAACAAGGAGAAGAUGACCCGGGAGGAGGAAGUGGAGAAGGAGAAGACGAGGCUGGAGGAGGAGCUGAGGAGACGGGAGGAGGAGGUGGAGGAGCUGAAGAAGGAGCAGGUUUUGCUGGAGCAGAAGGUGCAGAAGCUUGCUGAUCUGGAUGAGUGUCCGAACUGUGACUCGGUGUUUUCGUCUCUGGAGUCGGAGCAGAGGGAAACAUCCAGACUGCAGAAGGAGAACAAAGCUCUGGUUAACGGCAUCUUCCAGCUGCAGACGGAGGUGACCAGUCUGCAGACGCAGCUCAAACAGCAGAUUGACAGGUCUGACAGCCUCUCAGAGGAGUUCAGCACCACUAAGACCCGCCUCCACGACCUGGAGAGCCAAUCAGAGGAGAAGGCCAGCUCCAUCAACAGCCUGACGCAGGAGGUGGAGCGUCUGAGACAAGAAGUCAAGGACGAGGAGGGGCGGAGCAGCAGCAGCAGCAGUGUUUUCCACGCUGCCAUGGAGGAGCUAAAGAAGGAGAGUCAGGCGGCGCUGCAGAGGUCAGCUCAGAAAUCAGAACAAAUAGAGGAGCUGGAGAAAGAGAAGAGGCAGCUGGAGGAGACUCUGAUGCACAGGUGAUCAAUACUGUUACUGGUCAAUACACAGGUGAUCAAUAUCGUUACUGAUCAGUCCACAGGUGAUCAAUACUG